GUUUGGAAUCAUUUUUGUAUGUUUUUGUUUUGAGCAUGUUGGUUCUUGUGGCAAGUAUGCCCUCUUUAGCUUCUUUGGUUAGUUUAGGAGGCAUAAGUGUUGUGGGCAUCAGUGGUUCUUCAUCGGAACCCUCGUGUUAUUCGUUAGUUCAGAGGGUUUCUUUGUUGUCUAAAGGAAAUUAUAGGAGUAAAAAGAGAUUGGUUUGUAGAUAUUCUUUCACUACAACAACAACUACUGCAAUUGAUUUUAUUGCUGACCAGGCCAAUGGGUCUGUGUCUCUUGAUUCUUCUAACACUUACAGAGGAACUAGUACUAGUAAAGAUGAGUGUGCUAAUGAUAAUGGUGAUAGUGAUAGUGGCAUUUUUCUUAAGCCUGCUCCUAAACCCGUGUUGAAGUUGCCGCUGGGGGUUAAGGGUGAUCCGGUUUUGGGGAUAAAUCCAGCCAGUUGGGAUGUGUCGAGAGUGAGUGGGGAUUCAGAUGAGGAGGAGAGGAAUAAGGUUAUUGAGUCGUUGGAUGAAGUGUUGGAGAAGGCUGAGAAAUUAGGGACUAGGAAAGAGAGUGGGAAUGGGAAUGUAAAUAAGAUGACAACGUCUAAUGUGAGUGAUAAUAGAAGAAAUGAUAGGCCUGUGAAUUCAGCCAAAACUCGGAAGACUAAGACACUGAAGAGUGUGUGGAGGAAAGGUGAUACAGUUGCAAGUGUACAAAAGGUUGUUAAGGAAGAACCCAAGAUAGAUAAUAAGAAAGAGGAGCCUAGAAUGGCUGGAAAGGCAAAGGUGGAGUCUCCGUCAAAUUUUCCUUUGAGGCCUGCACAGCCACCUUUGAGACCUCAACCCAAACUACAAGCAAAGCCAUCAGUAGCUCCUUCGCCCAUCAUAAAGAAACCUGUUGUCUUGAAAGAUAUGGGAGCUGCUCCAAAUUUGUCCAUUGGUGAUCAGAGUGGAUUGCCUGUGAGAAGUAAGGAGCGGAAACCAAUUCUGAUUGACAAGUUUGCCACAAAAAAACCAGCGGUUGAUCCUGUGAUUGCUCAGGUGGUCUUGGCCCCAACAAAACCUGGAAAGGGUCCUGCCCCUGGAAAAUUUAAGGAUGAUUAUCGUAAGAAAAAUUCUUCUGCUGGAGCUCGGAGGCGGAUUGUUGAAGAUGAUGAUGAGAUUAUUGAUGAGGAGACAGCUGAACUCAAUGUCUCCAUUCCAGGUGCUGCAAGGAAAGGGAGGAAGUGGAGUAAAGCUAGCCGAAAGGCAGCUAAACUUAAGGCUGCCAAAGAGGCGGCUCCUGUCAAAGUUGAAAUUCUUGAGGUUGGGGAGAAAGGUAUGCUGAUCGAGGAGUUAGCCGAAAACUUGGUAAUCAGUGAGGGUGAAAUUCUUGGGUACCUGUAUUCAAAGGGGAUUAAGCCUGAUGGGGUUCAAACACUGGACAAAGAUAUAGUGAAGAUGAUAUGUAAGGAGUAUGAAGUGGAAGUCUUAGAUGCUGAUCCUUCUAAAAUGGAAGAAAUGGCUAGGAAGAAGGAGAUUCUUGAUGACGAAGAUCUGGACAAACUGGAAGAUAGGCCUCCUGUUCUUACAAUUAUGGGCCAUGUGGACCAUGGAAAGACAACCCUCUUGGAUUAUAUCCGUAAAACCAAGGUGGCUGCCUCGGAAGCAGGGGGGAUCACACAGGGAAUUGGAGCAUACAAGGUGUUAAUACCUGUUGAUGGCAAGCUACAACCAUGUGUUUUCCUUGAUACGCCUGGGCAUGAGGCAUUUGGGGCUAUGAGAGCUCGUGGAGAGUUACAGACAUUGCAUGUCAUUGUAGUGGCUGCUGAUGAUGGGAUCCGCCCUCAAACAAGGGAGGCAAUAGCACAUGCAAAGGCAGCUGGUGUACCAAUUAUAAUUGCUAUAAAUAAGAUUGAUAAAGAUGGAGCUAAUCCUGAAAGAGUCAUGCAAGAUCUGUCUUCAAUUGGUCUCAUGCCAGAAGACUGGGGUGGUGACAUCCCAAUGGUUCAGAUCAGUGCUUUGAAGGGUGAGAAUGUAGAUGAUUUGUUGGAAUCCAUAAUGCUUGUUGCAGAGUUACAAGAGUUAAAAGCUAAUCCUCACAGAAAUGCAAAGGGCACUGUUAUUGAGGCUGGUCUGCAUAAAUCUAAAGGGCCAGUUGCAACAUUUAUUGUGCAAAAUGGGACUCUUAAAAGAGGGGACAUUGUAGUUUGUGGGGAAUCCUUUGGAAAGGUGCGUGCUUUGUUCGAUGAUGGUGGGAGUCGUGUUGAUGAGGCUGGGCCUUCUAUACCUGUACAGGUUAUUGGACUGAAUAGUGUUCCAAUUGCUGGUGAUGAAUUCGAGGUUGUUGAUGAACUUGAUAUAGCGCGUGAAAGGGCAGAAGCACGUGCAGAGGCACUGCAUAAUGAUCGAAUUUCAGUUAAAGCUGGGGAUGGGAAGGUCACACUUUCUUCCUUGGCUUCUGCAGUCUCAGCAGGAAAGCUGUCUGGAUUGGACUUGCACACUCUGAAUAUCAUUCUGAAGGUUGAUCUUCAGGGAUCCAUUGAGGCUGUCAGACAAGCCCUGCAAGUGCUCCCACACGAUAAUGUCACUUUGAAGUUUCUCUUGCAAGCAACUGGGGAUGUUGGCUCUAGUGAUGUCGAUCUUGCAGUAGCAAGCAACGCUGUUAUUUUGGGUUUUAAUAUCAAAGCACCUGGAUCUGUUAAGUCUUAUGCAGAUAACAAAGGUGUUGAGAUUCGACUUUAUAGAGUUAUCUAUGAUCUUAUUGAUGAUGUGAGAAAUGCAAUGGAAGGACUGCUUGAACCUGUUGAGGAUCAAGUACCAAUUGGCUCAGCUGAAGUUCGGGCCAUCUUCAGGAGUGGCAGUGGUCGUGUUGCUGGAUGCAUGAUAACAGAGGGAAAAGUAACGAAGGGCUGUGGCAUUCGGGUCACAAGAAACGGAAAGUCAGUCUAUGUGGGUGUGCUUGAUUCUUUGAGACGGGUUAGGGAAAUUGUAAAAGAGGUAAGUACUGGAUUAGAGUGUGGUAUUGGGGCAGAAGAGUUUGAUGAUUGGGAGGUAGGAGACAUUAUCGAGGCCUUCAACUCUGUUCAAAGGAAAAGGACCCUUGAAGAGGCAUCAGCUUCAAUGGCAGCUGCACUAGAAGGAGCAGGAAUUGAAGUGUAGAGAAAGUCAUGUGGGUUUAAGUAAAAUUGUUAUUGCUCAAUGAAUUCAUAUGCCCUCAUUCUGAACGGGGAAUAACGCUGACAAAGUCCAGUCGGUGAUACGAAUUUUCCCAGAAAGGUAAAAUAUGGAUCAGUUUUUGCCACAUGAUUUAUUUGCAGGUGUGGUGAGCUGAGGAUUCAAGGCUGGAGUAACUUUAUAAAAUUGUUGUACAUAAUAAUGUAUGCCAAAUUAGAGCUUGUUUCUGUAAAGAGAGAACACUCAAGCUGCUCAGUAUUUUCCAUUGUGGGAAUUAUUUUGUAACACAGAAUGCUAAAAUCCAAAGGAAAAGAAAAUUGAAUCCC
Molecule: messenger RNA, 3469 nt
Organism: Mangifera indica (mango)
Lineage: Eukaryota; Viridiplantae; Streptophyta; Magnoliopsida; Sapindales; Anacardiaceae
Product: translation initiation factor IF-2, chloroplastic-like
Biological process (GO): translational initiation
Molecular function (GO): GTP binding; GTPase activity; translation initiation factor activity
Source: RefSeq, a predicted model, not a curated record